CCAAGCCACCCACUGCUACCGGCUACGGUGCUCGAGGACUUCACAACUCCAGAAAGCGUUACAUUAUGUCUUUUCUAGACCUGCCAAACGAGAUAAUCCUUCUGAUCGCAAGAGGCUUCCGGACUGCAGACUUUCGAACGGGGGGGAGAUACCGACAACGGGAGUGUCCUCGGUAAGCAAGACAUCUGUCCGCACACUGAUAGACUGCGAUGUCGACACAACGGCCAAGGGGGGGAACCGCCUGACGCUACUACACGCAACAGUUCGCGAGAGACGUCCCGCAAUCGUAGAAUUACUCCUGGAGGUGGACGGAAUCGUCCUACAUUCGCAGCAGUGCGACCGAACGCCGCUACGCGACGCCGCCACGAUGGGAGGACACAGAUAAGCCAGGCAUUCCCGGCGGGCCCGCUAGCCCUAUACCCUGCGGCCAACCUAUCCGACAAGGGGAUGACACUGCUACACCUGUCAGAUGAGGGGCUCGACGCCAACAUCCGCGGCACGUGCAACUGGACGCCGCUGCAGCUGGCCGUUUGUCAGGACAAAGACCGGAACUACAUACUCAUGAUACUGCUAGCCAAUAAGCGCGUGGACCCGAACCUCAAGAGCCAAAACGGCUUGACACCAUUUCGUGAGGCGGUCAAGCUCGGUUGCGAAGCCGCAGUUCUGAUAUUCAUGACCUCUGGCACGCUCGACAUCAGCGCCGGGGACUCGGGCGAGGAGACGCUGCGGCAAGAAAGAGGAAUGAGGGAGUUUCUAGGUUGCUGCUUGAAAGGAGCGAUCUUGAUCUUGAUGCCAAUCGUGUUGGUAGCAGUUCAAUUAGGUCGCUGGCGAUGAGCUACUCCUCUACUAUCAGGAAGCUUGUGCUGGAUUAUGGGGGUUCUGGACAGCAAGUUGUGAACGAGGCAUCCGUCUCCCGGAAGAAAGUGGCUGGAGGGAGAACUGGGAGGUGGAAUAGGUGGGGGUAUGCCUAAAGUGUGUACGAUAGAAGCGUGUGGACGCAAUACCGUUCGUGCGACUAUGAAAGUACAACUCAGCUGAGUGAGCUGUUGCGAUUGAAGACUUGAUUGCAUCGUCUUUGCCACCUCGACUUGACACUCACAGCAAAUGGGCGGGGGAAACACGAAGCAAAGAUGGAACAGGAGCCCUCGGGACUCAGGGGAGACACCAGAUGAUCCAAUUCCUCAGAAAAAUCCAACACCACAGAACAGCGAACCAUAUCAAAUCACAUAGGCACGAAGCCAUCAAAAUUCCAAUUCCAUUUCGCCUGCACGAUUGCGUACAUGAGCUGCCCUCAUGACCCUAACACCCCUCCGAGCAAGUACACCCCCAAGAACAUGCCCCUGAUCGUACCAUUGGCAUAGAAUAAUAAAAAAGCGAGUACGUGAGGCAAUUAUCUUCCCUCCCCUUUCCGCCUGAUGGCCUUUCCAUCUGCACCUUUGACUCCCUCGUGCGCGCUGAAACUUUUGAAUUUCCCUCUACCUUACCCCAGCAUCAAGCAGACGCCAGGCGGCCCCUGUUAGCGCUACUGGGAGAGUACAUUCGGGAUGAAAGCCAAUUGGCCAAUUCCUGCGAGCUAUCGGGCCGCCUCAAGUGUGGGGGAAAAUGCGAUGUUCCUUACAGGCGUACGGGGAGCGUCCGGUUAACGCCUUCAGCGAUCGCUUGCAUUAGCGUCUCGUUAUCGAUAUCGCAUAGGGUCUCCGGGGGUCUAGGUCUGGUUGGUAUUUGUAGUAUCGUGGUGGUGGUGAGUGCGGGUCGAUUGUCUAUAAUGUUAUAUCAAAGGGUCGCCUGUUAUAUGUGCUUGUAAUUAACGGGAGAUGGCUACCCGAAAAAGUUAGACCCAUUUUACGAGGUCACAGCACAGUACGAGUAGGGGGUUGAGAGUAUUUACUCUGUCUCCUGUUGCGAAGGCGGAUGGUCGGUAUUAUACGUGAUUGCAAUCUCGACUGGUUCUCUAUGGUUGUAAAGUACAUUACAGGCGCGACACCAUCACAUCGAUAGGGU
Tuber melanosporum (Perigord truffle) is the source of this 2001-nucleotide messenger RNA. RefSeq lists its product as uncharacterized. The transcript has a single exon. Lineage: Eukaryota; Fungi; Ascomycota; Pezizomycetes; Pezizales; Tuberaceae. Bases 448 to 834 code for a protein of 128 amino acids. The record is from RefSeq and is a predicted model, not a curated record.